This is a messenger RNA of Phalaenopsis equestris, 668 nucleotides long. Its product is annotated as WUSCHEL-related homeobox 3B. Lineage: Eukaryota; Viridiplantae; Streptophyta; Magnoliopsida; Asparagales; Orchidaceae. The record is from RefSeq and is a predicted model, not a curated record. The transcript has 2 exons. Gene Ontology annotation, biological process: plant organ development. Gene Ontology annotation, molecular function: DNA-binding transcription factor activity; DNA binding. The coding region runs from base 48 to 668 and encodes 206 amino acids.
GGAAACCCAAGGCUGAGAGAGAAGAAAGAGAGCUUAGAGAGGCAAAAAUGCCGCAGGUUCCAUCUACGAGAUGGUGUCCAACACCAGAGCAACUAAUGAUACUUGAGGAAAUGUACAGAAGUGGAGUGAGGACUCCAAAUGCUUCUCAGAUUCAGCAAAUCACCACACAUCUCUCUUACUACGGUAAAAUAGAAGGAAAGAAUGUCUUCUACUGGUUUCAGAACCACAAGGCUAGAGAGAGACAGAAGCUCAGGAGAAGGCUUACAAAGCAGCAGCAGCAGCAGCAACAUCCCAUUCAGUUUCAGAACUUGGAGGAUGCUUCUCUUCCUCUUCAUGAUGAUUCUUCUCAGAUGCUCUAUGGACAACAGAUGAAUCCUCAGUUUUUUCAACAAGGAGGAGGGUUUCAGGAACCAAGAUCACAAGUAAUGGAUUUGCUGAGGAGGCUCGAAACGGCCGGCGGACCUCAAGAGGAGGCUUCUUCAUCUUCAAGCGCCGACACGCUGUUGCGGUGUGGCUGCGAGUGGAUGACGAUGAUGGAUCCAAGUUUCGGGGAGCCGCCAAGCUGCAAACUUCCAAAGACUUUGGAGCUCUUCCCUACAACUAGCACUGGACUCAAAGAUGAGUGUAGCGUCUCCAAGUCCUCCUCAUGCUCUGCUUCAACCAGCUGA